Molecule: messenger RNA, 7846 nt
Organism: Balaenoptera acutorostrata (minke whale)
Lineage: Eukaryota; Metazoa; Chordata; Mammalia; Artiodactyla; Balaenopteridae
Gene: CBFA2T3
Product: CBFA2/RUNX1 partner transcriptional co-repressor 3
Exons: 12
Coding region: 19-1878 (619 amino acids)
Biological process (GO): DNA-templated transcription; negative regulation of DNA-templated transcription
Cellular component (GO): nucleus
Molecular function (GO): RNA binding; transcription corepressor activity
Source: RefSeq, a predicted model, not a curated record
UGCCCUGGUGUCCAGCACAUGCGUGGCCGGCCUUCCAGAAGUGCCAGCCCAGCCAGAAACCCUGCGACAGCGGACAGGAAGGAGAAGGCCUCCGCAAUGCCUGGCUCCCCAGCCGAGGUGAAGACGCAGCCCCGGGCCACGCCCCCCAGCAUGCCGCCCCCGCCGCCUGCCGCGUCCCAGGGGGCCACACGACACCCCUCCUUCACGCCCCACACAAAUCGAGAGGACGGGCCUGCGAUGUCUCUGCCCCACGGCCGUUUUCAUGGCUGCUUAAAAUGGUCUAUGGUCUGUCUUUUGAUGAACGGCAGCAGCCCCUCGCCCACGGCCGUCAGCGGCACCCCGUCCACGCCCAGCGGCUUCAGCAAUGGCCCAGCCACCUCGUGCACCGCCUCUCUGUCCACACAGCAGCUGCCCCCGGCCUGCGGGGCGCGGCAGCUCAGCAAGCUCAAGCGCUUCCUGGCCACCCUACAGCAGUUCGGCAGCGACAUCUCCCCGGAGAUCGGGGAGCGUGUACGCACGCUGGUGCUGGGGCUCGUGAACUCCACCCUGACCAUCGAGGAGUUCCAUUCCAAGCUCCAGGAGGCCACCAACUUCCCGCUGCGGCCGUUCGUCAUCCCCUUCCUGAAGGCUAACCUGCCCCUGCUGCAGCGGGAGCUCCUGCACUGCGCCCGCCUGGCAAAGCAGACCCCCGCCCAGUACCUGGCCCAGCACGAGCAGCUCCUGCUGGAUGCCAACGCCUCUUCCCCCACCGACCCCUCGGAGCUCCUCCCGGAGGUCAACGAGAACGGCAAGAGGAGAACACCUGACAGGACCAAAGAGAACGGGUCAGACCGUGACCCUCUGCACCCGGACCACCUCAGCAAACGGCCGUGCACCCUGAGCCCCGCCCAGCGCUGCAGCCCCAGCAACGGGCUGCCCCAGCCCACGCCGCCUCCGCACUACCGCCUGGAGGACAUGGCCGUGGCCCACCACUUCCGGGACUCCUACCGCCACCUUGACCCCCGGGAGCUGCGAGAGCGCCAUCGGCAGCUGGCCGUGCACGGGUCCCGGCCUGAAGAAGUGAUUGACCACAGGCUCACGGAGCGCGAGUGGUCGGAGGAGUGGAAGCACCUCAACAACCUCCUGAACUGCAUCAUGGACAUGGCCGAGAAGACGCGGCGGUCGCUCACCGUGCUGCGCCGCUGCCAGGAGGCCGACCGCGAGGAGCUCAACCACUGGAUCCGGCGCUACAGUGACGCCGCCGAGGACAGCAAGAAGGGCCCCGCGCCCGCCGCCCGGCCCCUCGGCAGCUCCGUGGGCGCUGAGGGCUCUCAGCUAGAUGUCCACCGGGAGUCCGUGCCUCGGACCCUGUCCAGCUACAUGCCCGAGGAGAUCUGGAGAAAGGCUGAGGAAGCAGUGAACGAGGUGAAGCGGCAGGCGAUGUCAGAGCUGCAGAAAGCCGUGUCUGACGCUGAGCGCAAGGCCCAUGAGCUCAUCAGCAUGGAGCGAGCCAAGAUGGAGCGGGCCCUGGCCGAGGCGCGGCGGCAGGCCUCCGAGGACGCCCUCACUGUGGUCAACCAGCAGGAGGACUCCAGCGAGAGCUGCUGGAACUGCGGGCGCAAGGCCAGCGAGACGUGCAGCGGCUGCAACGCGGCCCGCUACUGCGGCUCCUUCUGCCAGCACAAGGACUGGGAGAAGCACCACCACGUGUGCGGCCAGAGCCUGCAGGGCCCCUCGGCCGCAGUGGUCGAGCCAGUGCCCGGACAGUCCGAUGCCACCCCAGGCCUGGGCCCCUGCCUGCCCCCGGCCGCCGCCAGCCCCAGCGAGGCGGGCUCCACGGGGCCCUCCCGCCCCGGCUCCCCCGGCCCGCCCGGCCCGCUGGAUGCCGCGCCCCGCUGACCCGCCCGGACCCGGUGCCCAUCGACCCACCCGGCCCCGCCCGGCCCGCUAGACGCGCGCCCAGCCCUGGGAGCCGACCUGGGAGUCACUGCUGCUACUGCUUCUCUCCAAAAGAAAACACAGAACCAACAAGACUGCAUCAAUGCAACUUCCUCAGCUACCUGACGAUCACGCCUCAGCCUCUUCGUGCAUCCUCAGAAACCACCCGACGAGCUUUAGGCAGCCGGACAGACGCCGGCCAGAGGUGACCGGCUCGUCCACACCCGCCUCUCCCUCUUUCUCUCUCAUUUUUCUCUCUUUAUGACUUUCACACACUUUCUCUUCAAUGAAAAAAUCUAAUUGUUUGGUGGCUUAUAUUUUCAUUGAAGAAUUUUGGGGGGCUGUUUGGCAAAAGAGCUACUCAGAAAUGGACAAAGAAAACUGGGGGGGUUUUUCCCCCUUCCUGAUUCAAAAGGGAAAAAGAAAACUGUUCUUUUAUAGCCGGAGAUCUGAGCCACUGUGUCACUGAAACCACCCCCAGGGUGUGUGGCCGGUGCAGUGAGGACGGUUAGAAAGAUGUCAAUUUCAGACUCAAGAAGUAAUUUUUGGUUUCAGGAUUUUUUUUUUUCCUUUAAUGUCAAACUGUUUGGCUUUAAGUAGAAAUCCAAAAAGUUUUUUUAAAAAAAGGUAAAGGAAGCAUACCUGUAAACUACCUUGCCAGCUAGCCAGCCAAGGACGCCGGACACACCUCUGCUCCAAAGGAAAUCCAAAAAGCAAACACAAGAAGUCAAAAUCCAAAAUUUUUUUGUCACUGCCAAAGUAUUUAUUUCACUGUUUUACUCUACGCCUGGGCUUGUUCAGAUGUCGGUCUUUUGCUUUGAUUCUGUUCGGGGGGGUUGGGAUAUUGGGGUUUGAAGUGUUUUGUCCAACAAGAAGCGACUUCUUUCUCUUCAACUCGACAGCAGCACCUCCGCCGGGGCCGGGUGGGGUGGGCAGCUCGGCCCUCGGCACCCACGCGUGCGUGCCCGUGUGCGUGUGCACCCGGGGCACGCCCAGCGUGCGUCUGCACACAUGCAGGAAGGGUACCUCGUCUGUCCUCACUCCGUCUGUGAAUUCCCAUCACAUUUCAUUCUUUCCAUUUGUGAAAAAGAAGUGCUCACAUGUCCUUCCCAGAGAGAACAUAAUUCUGAGACAAAACUGUGACAAUCUUUUGGGUUGAUUCUUGACUGCUUUUCAAAGCACGAGGAGACAGCAACUGCGCCUUCAUCUGCUGCUUCUCGUCGUCCGCCUCUACCUCUGCUGCCCGCUCCGAGAAGCCUCCCUCCCACCUCGUCGUUCCGUCCCAGCCCCCGUGUCUCCUGCAGCUCCACACUUUUGCAGAAAAAGGAAAAAAACAACAAAAGCAAUCCGCCCUCCCUGCACCUUCUGGAGACUUGAUCAGCUGUAUAUAACCCUGCAUUUUUGUCCAGCUGUUCCUCAGGGGAUGUUCUCUCCGAAAUCCCCCCGCCAAGCCUAGCCCUGUCCCCCCACCCCACUCAACUCCCCCAGCGAUCUCAAGGAGGAAAUAAAGGAAUAAGGAAGUUCUGAUCUGUACCCAGUGGGAGAACAAACAGCAAACACGGUCUCCGAUCUGUGUUUUCUUGCAUGGCUGUAAGGAGUUCCCUGGACUGGAGUGCAAUAGUGACCAGCUACUGAAACCGGGUGCCCAGGGGCCCCACCGAGAGGCAAGAAGUCAAUAGUCUGCGAUAAUGUGAAUGUAUAUAGUCCUUGCAGAGGUCCAAAUGAUGAUAUUCAUGAUGAUGAUAAUAAAGAAGAGAUGUUUGCCAAAUAAAAAAAAAUUAAGAGAAACAAUGGAAGCAUGUAAAGUUCAGGAACUAGGUUUUCAAAGAAAGCUGAACUGCGGUCCUACGGGGAGCAAUGGGUUUGUUGAUCGCUGUUACUUUUCAGAGUGGUAGGAAUUCACCCUUUGAGUAUUGCCAGGAAGGAGUCCGUCGGUACACAGACCAGGUGCCAUCCGAGCCCCACCUGGCAGGAGCCCUAACUCUGACCGUCGAGCUAGACCUAUCUCACCCUCCAGAAAGCUCCCGGGCUGCCUGGGGCCACAGGGCUGCCCGCCUCUCAGGCUCGCUUCUGUGGGUUUCAGAAGACCAGGGGCCGGGUGGGAUUCGGGCUCUCGUGAGGCAGCGGGCGCCCACCCGUCACGUUUCCAGUCUGCUUUCUCUCUCGCAAGACUUGAACCUGUCAGAAGGGCAGUUGUGCAUGUGCUGUGACGUAGCUCCGCCUCUCCCCUCGGACUCCGUUCCCACGAGGUUGUGCUGGUGGAGGGUGGCGCCCUGGGCGCGCUGGGGUGUGGGUGCGGAGGUCUGAGGCCCUGAGGUCAGGACUGCGGGGUGAGUCCUGGCUGGGAGGAGCCCGCCACCUGCAGCCCCGCGGGUGUGCUUUGCCAGCCUCUGUUCCUCUUCCGCUCGCAAGGUCCCCUUUGAGGACAGGCAGGCGUGCCAGGGCUGGCCAGCUGGUGGCAUCGGGCCAGACAAGCCCGCAAGGCCGGACCACAGGCUGAGGGUCCGAGGUGGGGACGGCCCGUCCCACCCCAGCUGCUGGGAAGAGGUCCCUCAAGCCAGCUAAGAAAGGCCAUCUUCCCUGUGUGGCCCCCAUACCUGUAUCUCAUAUACCAAGACCUGCCGCUGGCCGGGGCUGCAGAAGCCGGCACAAGGGGCCGGCCAGAGGCCGACAGACGUAGCCCCUGCCAGCAGAGAGCGUCUGCAGGGUCAGAGGGUGGCAGCCGGGUGGGCUGGGCGGCUGGCAGCGAGGAGGCUGAGGCCCAGAGGGGGCGGGAGGGGUGUCCCCGUGGGCGCCGAGUCAGUGGAUGCCGGGUGUGGGCUGGGUCACACGAAGCAGGCGGCUCCUUCCAUCCAGGGCCCCUUCCCUGCUUUGGGAGCCGGCAUGUUUGUUGGUCACUGUGUGCAGGCCCUGUUGGCCAGAGAGCUCACAGAGAAGGCAAACUCCCAAUGAGUAGCUCUGGUCGGGCAGUGGGGGAGCGGCCGGAGCUGGAGUUGGCUGGUGGUCUGUGUUCCCCCUGCCUUUCUUAUGCAAAGAGGGCGUCUGGACAGAAGGGAUUCCAGCUCAGAGGCCGGCCUGCCCUGCUACCUCCUGAGCUUAUGGGCCGUCAGUGUGCUCGUGAGGGUCUCCUCCCCAGGGGCUGAGAUCGGACACGCUGGUGAGCCCAAAGCUCUGUGAGACGCGGCUGCUCGCAGACCCUCCCUCCCCCCCAAGUCAAACCGAAACGGCAGCAUUACCCCGUUCUGAGGCCAAGGCAGGCCAAAGCGCCGGCGGGAGGGCAGAGUGAGGCGGGCGGCGGCCGGAGCUCCCGGCCCACAGGGCCGAGUCAGGGAUGAUUCACAGGCUGGGACAGCGGAUGCUGGCGCCUGGGCCCCCUCACCCCCGGUGGAAAGCCCCCUGACGUGGGACCCUUCGACCUUUCCCACCCCCUCCUGUCUCUGGCCUUUCUCUUAGGACGUGUCAUUGUCGGCAGGUGGUGGUGUCUGGGCGUGUUCUGUUGGCAAAGACCAGUGCCUACCAUUCCCCAUGUGGAAGGCUGGCAUACCCCGGACCCCGUCUGAAUCACGAGGGCUCCCAUCCCCAGGACCAAAGGAAAGCCUGGGGUGCUACCGGGGAAGAGAGGAGAGCUGGAGAAAGCCUUGGGGCCAGGAGGGUAAGGGCCGUAGUACAAGAGGAGCCGGCCUCCCGGGAAGGGGCCGCCCUGUGGGGUCGCUCAUCAGGGCCCAAGAGGUCCAGUGGUGGAGGGACACAGGUGGGAGGGGGCGUUGCUUCUGGUUUCAUCCCAGUGACACCGUGGAGAGGGAUAAGGACAGACCCUAACUUCCUCCUAUUUGCCAGUUUUUCCAAAUACAUCCUCAAAAUGACACCAAAGUCCAGUCCCUCGCACCACCCACCUUGCCCGUCCCAGCUCACUGUAGCGUGUCUGGCCGUGAUUCUGCCCAUCCCUUCAGCCUACCCACAAGUACUUACUGAUUCUUUUAUCAGUUCACCCUUCUGACCAAUCCUGUCAUCUCUCUGGCCGUUCAUCCAUCCACCCAUCCAUCUGUCUGUCUAUUCAUCCACCCAUCCAUCUGUCCAUCUCUCCAUCCAUCUGUCCAUCCACCCAUCCGUCCAUUACUCUAUCCCAGCUAUCAUUUGGUCCCCCGUUCAUCCUUUCACCAUCCACCCGUCUGCACACCACGCAUGUGUCUCCCAUCUAACCCACACGACCACGCCUCAGUCCAUCCCCAGCCAGAACCCAGUGUAGCGUCACCAACUCCCUCAGGGAUCCAAAGCCGUGGGGGUGCUUUGGGUCCCCUGUGGCCUCGGCCACCCCCUCCCAGUGCCCCUCCCAUUGGUCCAGGCCUGCUCCGGGGACAGAUAAGGUUCUGCUGCAGACGUGGGCAGAUUGGACCAAUGUCCUAGCAACAGCUCUGGCCAGUCUGGGCCCGCCUAGCAAGUGUGGUGGCCGUGGGCCAGGAGAGGCGCUGGAGGUGGCCCGCACGGCUGCUCAGGGGCCCUGUGACCGGGACCACCAGUCAGGGAGAGCACAUUCCCUGGCAAGUCCCAGACAUUGCGGAGUGGCGGCAGCCACUCCUCUCCUUGUCACCAGGGGUCACUGCCUGGAGAAGAUGUCCCCAGGAAGGGAGGGGCACGACAGAGCCCCGUGCUGGCCUCCCUAAGACACCAGUGCUCCUGGAGCCCCUGCUCCCAGGUGCUCGUGCUUGGCUCUGCCUCACGCCUAUGCCCGUCUUCCAUCCAGGGGUCCCAGAUGCUGGAAAUUACCCCUCAGAGCUGGAGAGCUGUAGAAAGAGCCCCUGGCCAGGUUGGUGGGGUGGGUGUCCCUGUGGCCCUAGAGGCCCAGCACACUCUCCCCAGCCCCGGCUCUCCCUGGGCCCCUCAGCCCCACACCUGCCUGCGGGCUCCCGCGACCUAUGGGGCUCUUCCAGCGCCCCCCACGGGAUCACCUCCUGCUGGCAGGAGAGGAGGAAGAGGAGGAUGCAAGGAGCCUGGAUGCCGUGCACGGACGAGGCCCGGGGAGCCGGCUGUCUGGGCAGCAACCUGCACAGUCCCCGGCGUUCCAGAAAACUCUGGAAUCUGCCUGCUUCCUGUUGCUUUUGCUUCAAUUCAGCCGGACCCUGGAGUGCCUCCCCAGAGACCCCUUACAGCAGUAACUCGACGUCGGGACUCAAGGGGAGCCUGGCUUUAAACGUUAGAAUGAAGGACAAGGGGGGCCUAGCCAGGCCAGCCUCCGGGCCGAGGGGCUCGGGCAGCGGGAGCUGGGGCCCGGCUACACGCAGCCUCGUGGGCAAUGGAUUGACUGUCCACUUCUUCUUUUUAUGUGAUUUUAUUUUUUAAUUCCCCCAAAGGGGUUGGACCGAGAGUGCUGGGUCAUAUUCCUCGGUGCCGGGCAGGGUCCUGGUGGCCGCCCUCCCCUGUCCCCCCAUCUCUCUGUUCGCGGCCACGUGGGUUCUGUGUCGUGGAAUAAAGCCGCCGUUUGCCAUCACGGGCUCCGCCUCUCCUUGGGUCCCCGGCGACUCCGCCUAAGCCCGUUUCACACAUUGAUUCACCAGAUUUGUGUUGGGGGGCUUUCUCGGUGCCAGGCAAGAGGGACAAGACCCUGCGCCACGGGGGUGGACGAACGUGUGGUGCAGGGUCGGGGCGUGAGCGGGACGUGGCAGAUGACCUCUGCGUCCUGAGUUCCGGCCAAGUGGGGUGAACUCUCAAAGGUUGUGUCCUCGAGGUGGUCGGGAUGACCUCAGACCCCAGAUGACACACUCGUGGCUUCAAGGGCCCGAGCCCCCCCCGCCUGUGGCCAUGUGGGCACCUCCCACAAGACCCUGAGGGUGGACACCUUGGCCCUGAGGAGCCAGGGUGUCCCAGACGUGGUGUCCACGUGGCUCACAGGGCAGGUCCCGCCCCCAGCGGGUGUGCAGGGCUAGGGCUCUGG